CUGACAGUGACACGUCGGUUUGUUUAGCAUCAGUCAUCUGGUAACAUUUUUGGACGCUGAAAUGGUGACGUUGUGACAAAACUAACCAUAGGAUAAUAUAUUUUACUUCAAUACAGUGAAGCAAUAGACCAUGGAGUCCCUGUAUCACCAGACAAAUAAAUUAAUCCAGGAAGUACAAGGCGACUUGGGGAAAGUGGAAAGGACCACAGUUGGAAAUCAUGUUCACCUGAUAGAAAACGAAAUACAGGCUCAUAUAGACCAUAUUGUUAGUAAUUGUGAACGCCUAGAGAUCUUGGUAAAUAAGGAGCCACCGACUCGCCGUGCCCACGCCAAAAUGAGAGUUGACCAGCUAAAAUACGAUUGUCAACACAUUCAGGCGGCACUACGACAGAUACAACACAAACGUUAUGUUAGAGAAGAAGAGGAACGAGAAAGAGAAGCACUUCUCACACGUACUUUUACCACUAAUGACCAAGAUCGUGACACAUCAAUCCAGAUAGAUGCAGGAGUAGCUCACAAUGAACGACUUCGAAGCUCUCAUCGUGAUAUAGAUAACCUUCUAGGUUCUGGAAACAGCAUUAUAGACAAUUUAAGGGAUCAGCGGGUCACUCUGAAGGGUGCACACAAAAAGAUGUUAGAUGUUGCAAAUGUGUUAGGACUCAGUAAUACAGUGAUGAGACUGAUAGAGAAACGCAGCUAUCAGGACAAGUACAUCUUGUUUGGGGGAAUGGUUGUCACAUGUAUCAUUAUGUAUCUGGUUUGGAGUUAUCUGACCUGAUGUUUUGGUCGUUGUUGAUUUUGAUGUCAAGCAUUAAGUUUAUUAUAAGGAUCAUAUGGUAUAUUCAUGUGGUAUAAUUAGGACUAACACAGCUACAUCAAACAGGAUGUGUUUCAAACAAUGUCAGUAUUUAUUUAAGAUUAAAAUAUUAUUAUGAAAAAAAAUGUAGCAACUUUUUUACAUGUUUUGAUUACAGAUUUGAUUUGAAAUCAAUUGAUGUGUUUGAAUUAGUCUUUAAAUGUAAUUGAUAAGACACCAACAAACCUGCCUUUCAAGUUUUGUAAUACCUACAUUACAAUUGUUACCUAUCCUAAAAUUUCCAUCAGUCGAACAUGUUAAAGUGACAUCACAGUAAAAACAUUAAUUUUGUUACUGGUUGUACACAUUUUAUACACCUCCUUUUUAUGUUUCUUUGAUAUCAGGAUAUUCACAGUCAAUGUCCAGUUUGUACUUCUUUGGUUCGGGAUACCCCUAUAAAAUUUAGCACUGAUAAUGUCAUGUGAUAGUUUUAAAAAACGUAGCAGACCAUUUGCCAACACAAACGCAUGAUGGCGGGCAUAGAUGACAGCAACAUAGUGAUACUGUCAGUAAAUCCUGUUUUUCAGUACUAGAUUUUGUGUUUUGAGUGUUACAAAAUUUAUUGACAACUCUUAAGUCAAUUCAGAAUAACAGACAUUAUUCUCCAGCACAACCGAUUCAGGCAUGUAGCCAUGUUUGUUUACAGCUACCAUGUUUUUUCAUAUGCAUCAUAUAUGACAUAUAAAUUUACAUAUCCUGACUGUUAACCAACAGAUAAGGAUUUCCAUUUUACAAUUAUUAAUUAACCACAUCAUGUGCAUAUUUCAGGGAAAACCAACAGUCUUUGUUCAUGAGGUGAUACACCUGAUAUGAAAAUGUGAUGAUAAAAAAAUCGCAAAAAAAAAAGGUUAAAAAAAAUACUGUGAUGUCACUGUAACAGUUUCCUCAAGUAUCUGAAAGUGAAGUCUAUUUUGGAGACCAAAAGAAAUUAUUGAUAUUAAGGAAUUGUUUAAAAUAUUGGAGCAAAGCAGAUUUGUUUUCCUCUCUUUAUGAAUGUAUUUGUUUUAUAUACAUAUUUCGU
Molecule: messenger RNA, 1877 nt
Organism: Ylistrum balloti
Lineage: Eukaryota; Metazoa; Mollusca; Bivalvia; Pectinida; Pectinidae
Product: Golgi SNAP receptor complex member 2-like
Exons: 2
Coding region: 131-778 (215 amino acids)
Biological process (GO): intra-Golgi vesicle-mediated transport; vesicle fusion
Cellular component (GO): endoplasmic reticulum membrane; late endosome membrane; Golgi apparatus
Molecular function (GO): SNARE binding; SNAP receptor activity
Source: RefSeq, a predicted model, not a curated record